AUGUCUUCCCCCGCUAAGCCGUUGAAGCGGUCUCGCGCUGAGGAGGAUGAGCACGAUGCUCUUGUUGCCGCCGCUGUCGCAGAAAAUCUUGCGGUAGAUGCAGCAUCAGAGCCGAAAUCAAAGAAGGCUCGUGUAGAAGCCAAUCGCUCCCUUUUUGUCCGCUCUCUUCCAGCGAACGCCACCAGCGAAACCUUGACCGACUUCUUCUCCGAGCACUUCCCUGUCAAGCACGCAACUGUUGUUCUUGACCCAAGCACCAAGACUUCUCGAGGCUACGGCUUUGUUACCUUGACGGAUGCCGACGAUGCCACAGAAGCCAAGUCUAAACUCAACAACGUGCUAUGGGAGGGUCGCCGUAUCAGAAUCGACAUUGCCGAAGCCAGAAAUCGCGACCGCAAGGAGAGUGCCGUUGGAGCGGCCGCUUCCAGCGAAAAGCAGAAGCGUGCGCAAGCACUCGAGGAGGCCAGAAAACCCCCGAAGUUGAUUGUGCGCAAUUUGCCUUGGACAAUCAAGACAUCUGACCAGCUGUCCGCUCUUUUCCGGGCCUACGGUAUUGUCAAAUUUGCCGACCUUCCACAAAACAAAGGCAAGCUCAAGGGAUUCGGUUUUGUUACUCUGAGGGGACGCAAGAAUGCCGAAACUGCUCUUAAGUCGCUCAAUGGCAAGGUAAUCGAUGGAAGACCCAUCGCAGUCGACUGGGCUGUUGAUAAGAGUGAAUGGGAGAAGCAAAAUCAGGAUGAAGGAGCUGCUGAAGAGGAAAAGCCCAAGAACAAGAAGAAGGAGACCCCAGCGAAGAAGGAGAAGCCCACCCAGAACUCCAACAAUGACGAAGACCCUGAAGAUGCCGACGCCGACCUGGAAAACUUUUUCAAGAACCACAUGGAUAACCUUGAAGACGAGGAGGAGAGUGACGACAACCAAGAUAAGGACGAAGAUGAUGAGGAUGACGAUCUUUCCGACGAGGAGGAGGACCUCACCGAUUCAGAGGAAGAUAAGAAGUCCUCUCCCAAGAAGCAGACAUCAUCCGAUAACAAAACUACGAUUUUCAUUAGGAAUCUUCCAUUCACCGUUACUGACGAGCAACUGAAGUCACAUUUCGUCCAGUUUGGCCCUGUCAGGUACGCCCGCGUCGUCAUGGACCGUGCGACUGAUAGACCAGCCGGCACUGGAUUCGUUUGCUUCGUCAAGGAGGAAGACGCGAGAGCUUGCAUCAAGGGCGCGCCGCGCACGCAAGCUAGUGGUCUGCCCACCAAGCACUCCGUGUUGCAGGACGAGACCGCAGAUCAGGAUGGUCGCUACACCCUCGACAACAGACUCCUGCAGGUUGCUCAGGCCGUAAGCAAAGACGACGCCGAGCGCCUGGCCGCUGACGGUAGCGCCAAGAGACGCGAGAAGGACAAGCGUCGUCUCUUCCUGCUGAACGAGGGCCAGAUCGACACAAGGUCUUCACUGUACCAGAAACUUACGCCCUCGGAAAUCAAGAUGAGAGAGCAGAGUGCCAAUCAGCGCAAGAAGCUCGUCCAAAGCAACCCUACGUUGCACAUCAGUCUGACCCGUCUGGCUGUGCGCAACAUUCCGCGCAAUAUAGGCUCCAAGGAGCUCAAGGAGCUGGCCCGCAAGGCCUGUGUCGAGUUCGCUACAGAUGUCAAGGAAGGCAAGCGCCAGCCUUUGUCCAAGGAGGAGAAGGUCAGAAGCGCAAAGGAAGCUAAAGAGGGCGAGCACGAGCGCAAGGUCAAGCGCAAGGGUAUCGUUCGUCAAGCCAAGAUUGAGUUCGAGAGUCGUGAAGGUUCCAAGGUUUCCGAGGCCGCCGGCGGUAGAAGUCGUGGAUAUGGCUUCAUCGAAUACUCAUCACACCGCUGGGCGCUCAUGGGCCUGCGCGUUCUUAACGGUUACCAGCUGGAGAACGAAAAUGGCAUGAAGCAUCGCCUCAUCGUCGAAUUCGCCAUCGAGAACGCAUCUGUUGUUGCCAGACGUAAGGCAGCCGAGAAGAACCUGGACCGCAACAAGAAGACCCAAGACAGCAAAACGGAGAAGGAGAAGAACGAAAAGUCUGAGGCCGAGGGCAAGGACAUGCCGAAGAUGGCCUCGUUGAAGAAGAAGGGGAAGCCGGGAAAGAAAGGCAAUAUGAACAAGGGUGUCAAGAAGGAGGAGAAGAAGGACGGAAAAGAAGAGGAAUCAUCCGGCCCUGUGAAGGGGGCGGGCGUCGAUCGUGAGGACGUCAAGCCAAUGUUGAUUGCGAGAAAGCGUUUGAUGCGGAAGAAGAAGGCUCACUCUAGGGGUGGCGCUUGA
Messenger RNA from Colletotrichum truncatum, 2289 nucleotides. Its product is annotated as RNA recognition motif containing protein. The record is from RefSeq and is a predicted model, not a curated record. Lineage: Eukaryota; Fungi; Ascomycota; Sordariomycetes; Glomerellales; Glomerellaceae. Gene Ontology annotation, cellular component: nucleolus. Gene Ontology annotation, molecular function: mRNA binding.